Messenger RNA from Sycon ciliatum, 3528 nucleotides. Its product is annotated as alpha-1,6-mannosylglycoprotein 6-beta-N-acetylglucosaminyltransferase A-like. Gene Ontology annotation, molecular function: alpha-1,6-mannosylglycoprotein 6-beta-N-acetylglucosaminyltransferase activity. The record is from RefSeq and is a predicted model, not a curated record. The transcript has 27 exons. The coding region runs from base 333 to 2774 and encodes 813 amino acids. Gene Ontology annotation, cellular component: Golgi apparatus. Gene Ontology annotation, biological process: protein N-linked glycosylation. Lineage: Eukaryota; Metazoa; Porifera; Calcarea; Leucosolenida; Sycettidae.
GUUCGUGACAACGACUGACUCAGUGACUGUAGUGUGUAGUACUAUGUUGUAGUAGUAGCAUUUCCUACUCAACACCAGUAGCUACGUAGAUCUACGAACAGCUUCUGAGUUAGGAGUUAUGUUCUAGCGGAGCAGUGGCUGCGCUCCCUACUUUACUUCUGUGUGCGCAUUGUUUGUAUAGUACACUCCACCAUGACAAGAUAGUCCAUCGUAGCUGCUCAUAAUUAUUAUCAGCAAGGCAAACAUAAUAAUCUAUUGCACUGAGUCGUUUGGAACCCACCAUUCUUGUACCGGCCUGUCACAAAGGAUGGCAACAACCAGUGUUCAGCCUGAUGGGGACGGCAGGUGAACAACUACCUACAAGCCUUGCAGCAGUUCGAAUGGGAAGUGGACGUGCUCUGCCUUCCAAAAUGAAGUCUGCUGCCACGAUCCGCUCUAAACCUCGCAACUUCAUGCAAAGGCUGAUGACGUGUUUAUUUGGGUGCAUGGCAGGAGUAUGCUUCACACUGAUCGGAGUUUUUGUACUGCUGCAGUAUUCGAAGCCGUGCACUGUGCAGCAAAGUACCCAGAUCAUUGACCUGCGCUGGGAACAACAAACUGUUAGUCAGCCUACGCAUCGCACUCGAGAUGAAAUGCCCGUGAGCUCCUCUGCUGGUCAGGCAAGCAGUGCUACAGAGGAGACAGCUUUGCCACACACUAGCGGUCUACCCUCUAGUGCCUCUCCUUCAACACGUGCUCGUUCGCUGGCUAGCGUGGACACUCUCCUAACCGAUUUCACGUCGUCCGAGAAUUUCCAUGGGCAGCUAAAGAAGCUGUUGUGGAUCAAGAUGCGGAUUCUAAGUACGAACGUGUCCUGGUCCGCCGCUCAGACCUAUGUCAAACGUCACCACCCACUGCUGCUCUCUUCUCCUAAGCAUAUCCUAGCGUAUCCCGGUCUGCUCACUGAAACUUCCUCCUAUGACUUUGCUGGAUCUGCAUUCAGGGGUGGAUACUUGGGAGAGCUCGUCCAGUGGAGUGACCUCUUGGCUGCUCUAGUUAUCUUGGGUCAUCAAGUUGAUAUUGAAACAUCAGGCGCCGGCCUUAUGUCAAGAUUUGGCAAGAUUAGAGAUUACUACUACGAUGUCGUGUUCAGUGACUAUAUCGGCGUGAAUACCAUCCGCACUAAGCUACUUCUUCCUUUUGUACGGUGCCGGCUUCGGCUAUUAGAUUCGUUUGGCACACAGCCCAAAGUUGUGUUUUCAACGCGUAGUAGAACUCAAGCGAAACAGAGAAUGUUUACCAAAUUCGACUUGGAGAGUUACAAACAAUACCUUACACUGUACCCUCAUUCACCAGACAACUCAUUCCUUGGUCACGUUGGUAAGCUUGGAGUUGACGACAUUAGCGGCAAACGCAAGAACCAGGCCGUGGUGUAUGGAAAGGAAAGCAAGUUCUUUGAAGGCAAUACUGCCCUUUUGAAAACGAUUUCAAAGUACUUUGAAAUCCAUACAACUGUUCCAGAGGGAAAGGAGCUUGAGAAAGUGCUGAAAGAUGUACCCCAUAUCAACCACGGCUUGUUACCAGGUUCCAAUCUCAGCAGUCUUCUGUCUGCAUCGAAACUGUACAUUGGCAUGGGAUUUCCGUACGAAGGGCCUGGUCCUGUUGAGGCGCUGGCAUCGGGCUGCUCUGUCCUUCUUGGACUGUUUAAACCACCUAAGCAUAGCGGAAACACACCAUUCCUUUCCGGCAAGCCCACUCGGAGAGCUCUGCACAGCCAGCAUCCGUACCUCACCGACUUCAUUGGAGAGCCGCAGGUUUACACGGUUGACCUUAAAAACACCAAGGACAUAGAGUCAGUCAUGGAGAAAAUACUGGCCAAAAAAGACGAGGAGUUCAAGCCCAGGAUCCAGCAUGAGUUCACGCCGGAGGGAUUCGCGGAGCGUGUCGGGCACUUCAUUUACUACCAAGACUUCUGCGCUGAUCGAAGCAGCAUAGCUUUGGGAAAGAAUGCGACGUCCAGCCCAUUGGUUGACAAGCACACAGCAGGUGAAGCUGUGUCCAUGGAUAUGGCACACACCAAGUGUGUGUGGCUCGAACCCAAAGAGCAGGGCGUGUGGUGGGAAGUGGACCUCGGCUCUAUGUCGCCCAUUGCCAGCGUCGUCGUUGAUUUUGCUCCUGACUGGCACGUCUUGAUAAAGAUGUGGGGAAAUAAAAUUCCUCCUUUCCGAAUUCUCUUACUGGAUAACGAGAGGAAGAAUGUGGCCAAAGAAGAGUACACACACGAUCAUAUCAUGCGGUUUGAAUGGGAUGUGGAAAACGGUCCGGUUCGCGCUCGCUACGUCCGAGUGGAGAAGGCCAGCAAAGGCCCACAGUAUUUAGUGCUCUGCAAUGUCGGCGUGUACAGCACACCACCAUUUCGUCCCAGCUGGCCAGCUGCAAAGCACUUGCAUGAGGUGGUAAGCCGCAUAGGGCAGUCGUGCGUCCAUGCCUGCAUGGACCUACAAAUGGUCUGUGAACCGGCUUUCUUCCCACAUCUGAACAAAGACGACGUUCUGAAGAGAGCAUUCAAUUGUACAAGUGUAGUACGGACGAGAGUCGUCAAUGGCUUGUUGGAGAGUGUGAUACAAGAGCUGGCAGCAUACCCGGGUAUGCACACCAAGUCACGCCAGUGCACUGUCAAUCUGGAGAGGCUGUUGUUGGACUGCAGUGGAACAUCUGCAGACGUCCAGCGGCUAUGCCCAUGUCGGAGAUAUCAGUCACAACAGGUCGCCCUGCCACCUGCUGAUGUUGUGUGAUGGAGCCUGAGCCUUCAUGGUUAUUUUGUGUUUUGAUUAGGUAUACCGCCUGCUGAUGUUGUGUGACGGAGCCUUCAGUGUUGUGUCGUGUUGUGUUUUGAUUGGGUAUAACAGGACUUAUAUUCCUCAAAUACGCAGACAGAUUUUCAUUUACUCACGUGGUAUUAUUGAUAACCGCAAUCAAUAAGGCAAGCUGAAUCGACUUACUCUUCUACUUUGUAUCAUAAGGCAGAACCUAAACGUACGUCAACUCUAAAACAUGAAGUUGAUUGUUCCAACUAGGAACACACGCUUCUUGCCGAACUUGACACUUGACUGACUCACGACUGCCAUCCGGAGCACACGAGGAGCACGUCGCACCUUCCACUCGGCAAACCUGCAAGAAAGCACCACUCCCUGCUCAAUACACGGUGUUUCGGGGAAUUCACCCCUCAUCAGUUGAGUUGAGUUGAGUCAGUCAAGUGUCAAGUUCGGCAAGAAGCGUGUGUUCCUAGUUGGAACAAUCAACUUCAUGACUAUUACCGCCGAAGUCGCAACUUCUAAACUCUAAAACAGUCUCUUUAAUGUUGCUGAGAGUUACUUUACAUUUCUCCACAUAUAUCAAUGCAUGCACAUCUACCACACUUUUUUUAGAAAUGGUUAUGUCCUCACCUCCAUAGUCUGCAACAUCCCCUAUUAUCUUGCAAACCGGACUAAACGGAGAUCACCAGAUUUUAUCGAAAUUAUGCUUCAACGAUAUUACGGAAAUCAUUUA